AUGAUAAAAUUAAAAAUUUGUGAAGCACAAAAACCUAAGCCAGUUUUUAAAUUCACUUAAGCUCUCUCUGAUCCAAAUAUACCAUUAGAAAGUGUUGAAAGUUAAGGACCAAAGACACAUUCUCAUCAGGAAAUAGAUAUUGACAUAGAUCAAUUAAGUUAUUAGAAGAUGUUUUCUUCUAAUGAUAUUGAUUAAGAAUUUGAUUUUUUUGAUUCUAGAAAAUCGAACUCUUAGAUGGGAGUUAGUCCUGGUUUAUCAAUAACUUCUUAUGAUUUAGAAUAAACUGAUAAAGCUUUAGAAAUUUAACCAUAUGGAAGUGUCUCUUAUAAUUAAAGGGAAGUCCCAGAAAUACUUCUAGCUUUUAGAAAAAGAAGAGUUGCUUAAAUUUAAUUUCCAUAGAUUUAAUGUUAAUGUUAAUGUUAAGAAUCUUGCAAAACUUUAUCUAAUUUUUCUUCUCCUGACUUAUCUCCUAUGCAAACAAAGAAAUUACAAAUAAAAUCUUUUAUUGAAGUAUCGCUGAAUGAGAAUGAAGAAGAUGAAAUAUUUAGCGUAUUUGAUGAUGAGAUAAACUAUUAUGGUUCCUUAUCACAAUCAAAAAUAGAUUUUUUGGAUAAUUUACAUAAAUUUUUAGUUUUAUACAAGAUGAGAGCAGGUACAUUUCCAAGACAAAGGGAAAACUUAGAAAAUGAAAUAAUAAUAUCGAUUGCUAUGAAUUUAGCCAAAGUGGAUAAAUAACUAUUUAAAUAAUAUUUUCCAUCAAAGUAGGUAUAUUUUGAUGAUGAAAAUGAUUAUACAAGAACUAAAAAAGUAAAACGAAAGUAAAUUAGAUAACUUACUUAAAUUGAAACUCCUGAUUUUUAAUAUGUGAAGGAUAAAAUUUGA
Molecule: messenger RNA, 882 nt
Organism: Paramecium sonneborni
Lineage: Eukaryota; Ciliophora; Oligohymenophorea; Peniculida; Parameciidae
Source: the annotation of a GenBank genome assembly